Colletotrichum scovillei is the source of this 561-nucleotide messenger RNA. RefSeq names its product LSM domain-containing protein. Gene Ontology annotation, biological process: spliceosomal snRNP assembly; mRNA splicing, via spliceosome. Gene Ontology annotation, cellular component: catalytic step 2 spliceosome; U1 snRNP. Gene Ontology annotation, molecular function: RNA binding. The coding region runs from base 85 to 354 and encodes 89 amino acids. Lineage: Eukaryota; Fungi; Ascomycota; Sordariomycetes; Glomerellales; Glomerellaceae. The transcript is spliced from 4 exons. The record is from RefSeq and is a predicted model, not a curated record.
CGCGCAUCGUAGCCUCGACUCCUGCGCAAACUUCCCCCCAUCUACACAUUACAUGGGCUGUAUCUCACCCUCGAAUCGCCCACCAUGAGCUUCGUGCCCAUUAACCCGCGGCCUAUGCUGCAAGACCUUGUCAACCAGGACGUCGUCAUCAGACUCAAGUGGGGCGAGACCGAGUACAAGGGAAAGUUGGUCAGCAUCGACAGCUACAUGAACGUCCAGCUCAGCGGCGCCGAGGAGUACAUUGACCAGAAGAUGACGGGAGCUUUGGGCCAGGUUUUGAUCCGGUGCAACAACGUCCUCUGGAUCCGCGGCGCGAAACAAGGCGAGAACGGCGACGUCAAGAUGGACGGUUGAGCGGGAAGAUCAUCCCUCCCACAACGAGCGGAAAGACCACGAGCGGAACAAACAUGGACAUAACCUGGGAAAACGCCCUCACGUACUUUUGGGUUUGACUUAGAGAAAGGGCGGGCAGAAAGGGAUAUUGAUUUUCACGAUGAGCUUGGAGCAGUCAAAACGAAUCCACAAAAAGGCCGGCGAUGGAACGGAGUUUGCAGUGUUCCC